This is a messenger RNA of Sinocyclocheilus rhinocerous, 1132 nucleotides long. Its product is annotated as dihydropyridine-sensitive L-type skeletal muscle calcium channel subunit alpha-1-like. Gene Ontology annotation, molecular function: voltage-gated calcium channel activity. Gene Ontology annotation, cellular component: voltage-gated calcium channel complex; membrane. Bases 1 to 1056 code for a protein of 351 amino acids. The record is from RefSeq and is a predicted model, not a curated record. Lineage: Eukaryota; Metazoa; Chordata; Actinopteri; Cypriniformes; Cyprinidae. The transcript has 10 exons. Gene Ontology annotation, biological process: calcium ion transmembrane transport.
AUGGACAGGUACUGGACAUCACUGAACAAUCUUGUGGCGUCGCUCUUGAACUCCGUGCGAUCCAUCGCCUCGCUCCUGCUGCUCCUCUUCCUCUUCAUCGUCAUCUUCGCCCUGCUUGGUAUGCAGGUUUUCGGAGGGAAGUUUAAUUUUCCAGAUGAGCAUGUGAGACGGAGCAACUUUGACAAUUUUCCUCAGGCUCUGAUCACCGUUUUCCAGAUCCUCACAGGUGAAGGCUGGAACUACGUCAUGUAUGAUGGCAUCUUGGCUCACGGAGGUCCUGCCAUGCCUGGAAUCCUGGUCAGCAUUUACUUCAUUAUCCUGUUCAUCUGUGGAAACUAUAUCCUCUUGAACGUCUUCCUGGCAAUUGCGGUGGAUAACUUGGCCGAGGCAGAGAGUCUGACCUCUGCCCAGAAAGAGAAGGCAGAGGAGAAGAAGCGGAAGAGACUUCUUAGAGAAAACCUACCUGAUAAGGCAGAGGAAGAAAAGGCCAUGCUGGCAAAGAAACUAGCCGAGCAGAGAGCCAAGAUUGAUGGAAUUCCCACCACAGCCAAGCUCAAAGUGGACGAAUUUGAAUCAAAUGUGAACGAGAUUAAAGAUCCAUUUCCUCCAGCUGAUUUUCCAGGUGAUGAUGAGGAGGAGGAGCCAGAGAUCCCCCUCAGUCCUCGGCCUCGUCCAAUGGCAGACCUGCAGCUGAAGGAGACAGUGGUACCCAUGCCAGAGGCCAGUUCCUUCUUCAUCUUCGGCCCACAGAACAAGUUCCGCAAACUCUGCCAUCGCAUCAUCAAUGCUACAACCUUCACCAACAUCAUCCUCCUCUUCAUCCUGCUUAGCAGUAUCUCAUUGGCUGCGGAGGACCCCAUCGACCCGAUGUCCUUCAGGAACCAGGUCCUGGCCUACGCUGAUUAUGUCUUCACUUCGGUUUUUACCGCAGAGAUUGUGCUGAAGAUGACCACGUAUGGUGCCUUCUUGCACAAGGGCUCUUUCUGCCGUAAUUCGUUCAACAUCCUGGACCUGAUUGUUGUCGGUGUCUCCCUGCUGUCCAUGGGAAUGGAGUGAGAUUUCAGAGCAAUCCCGCCUUUUUCUGACAAAUAGAAAUAGAGCAGACUUAGAGCAAUAGAAAUGGUUUUUGAAC